AUGGCAGCUUCUCUUCCAGACCUUUGCCUUAAAUCAAUAUUCAAAGAACUGGAUGAUGAUUUAAAGUCUCAAUAUACCUUCAUCUUGAUUAAUCGUCAUUGGUGUAUUUCAGUGAUCUCUGAAUUAUGGCGAAAUCCUUUUGAAUUUUGCAAUAAAAAAGAUCAAAAUGUAAAAAUAAUAGAUACUUAUCUUAAAUGUUUAUCUCAAGAUAUGCGAGACGAAAUUGGUGUUCAAUCAAUUAAAUCAUUAACAGCGGCAACUUUUGACUACCCAAGUUUUCUACGCCAUAUCCGUGAUUCAAGUAUUUUUUAUAGCGCUAAAUAUUGGGCUGCUGACAAAUUCCCUGAUGACUUUGAAAUCCAAUCGAAU
This is a messenger RNA of Racocetra fulgida, 369 nucleotides long. The record is from the annotation of a GenBank genome assembly. Lineage: Eukaryota; Fungi; Glomeromycota; Glomeromycetes; Diversisporales; Gigasporaceae.